UUUUUUUAAAAAAGAUCCGAAAUCUCAUUCUCUCCGUUCUUGAUUCGAAAACUUAAACGUUGUGAUCCAACGGUCAACAACUGCCGUGGUAAAUAUAACCGCCAAGUUCCCGCCAUAUUCUGUCCUCACUUUAAACCAACUCUUUUGGGCUCCUUCAUCCCCUCCGUUUUCCUCCAUCUAUAUUGUCCCUCCCACUGUGGCUUCUCCACCUUCUCGGCCUCACUUGGCUUGCCCUGUGUUCGCCGCAGGGCCAGCCAAGUGCCCGGCAAUCCAGCAGGAAACCGGAGGAGUCUCCCUCUGGCAUUGCCGAUGGAUCGUUUCCAGCCAUUCGAUUCUCUCCCCAAUUCAACUGAAUUCCAUUCUCGAGAUGAUGAUGUCCUCCAAUUCCUUGAAUUCUCAGACCCAGACUACGGCCAACCUCUUGCUCUCCCUGCACCACCCAAUGAUGAAGCCACUAUGGAAUUGCCUGACAUGAUUCAGGACGCAUCAUUCUGGGAUUUUGAUGUUCAGCAGCCAGUAAAUAAACAGUUUGUGUUGGCCGAUCAUGGAGUUGGGAAUUUUGAAGCCAUUCCACCGGUCAAUCACGAGAUUCCAGCAACAAGCACCCCACACCCACAGGUCCCGCCGUCUACUAUAGAUUGCAGCGGAUGCCAGGUGUUGAGAGAAGUGGUUCAUUCCAAUGGAUCACAAAAUUUGAAGCUUUCAGUCCAUGGAGGGCCUGGCACUUUCUAUCAUGCGAUACUUGAUGUUUACCACAACAUCCAUGGCUUUCCACCGGCUGCAGAGCAAUCGUACAUCGAUCUCCGCACCCGAAGCUUCGAUUGGGUCAAGAAUUUCCUAAUCAACUAUGGCCUGCUUCGAGUGCAUGAUAAUUAUGUUAUCCUGCAGGACACCCUCUCUGUCUUCUAUGAUGCUUUAUGUGCAAACAUGAGAUAUGUGGCAGCCAGCACUGAUACUGUCAAUGUAUCAACUUCACCAGAAUCAGGGUUAUGUCAAUCCAGACCAGUAGAAGUGGAUUGCAGCCAUCCUGUUCGAACCCUAAAGACUGGAAUUGCUGCACAGAGGGAGAGAACUGGAAGUAUGCAGCUAAGGGACUUGAUUGAUUAUUUCCACCUUCCCAUAGCUGAUGCUGCUAAGGAGCUUGGCAUAUGUACUACUGCUCUUAAGAAGAUUUGUCGAAAGCAUGGAAUGCCCAGAUGGCCUCACCGAAAGAUCAAAAGCAUAGAUAAGAGGAUCUCAACCCUGCGACGAGGUUUGCAUCCUGAAGCUGAUGAAGGAGCUACAAGAACUCAAGUUGAGAUUGAGAGGCUCAAAGUUCAAAAGGCACGGAUUUGUGCUGCUCUACCACCAUAGAUUGGCAUGGGGAAACAUCAUGUAUCUAAAUCAUGGAGGUUGUAUUGGCAAUUGCUACAAUGGAAGUGAUAUUGUCUACAGAUACUUUGACAUGAUUAUUAAAUCUGCGAAAUAAAGACAAGGAAGAAGUGCUUUUUUGCUUGUUUA
Molecule: messenger RNA, 1500 nt
Organism: Elaeis guineensis (African oil palm)
Lineage: Eukaryota; Viridiplantae; Streptophyta; Magnoliopsida; Arecales; Arecaceae
Molecular function (GO): DNA-binding transcription factor activity
Source: RefSeq, a predicted model, not a curated record